Messenger RNA from Cricetulus griseus (Chinese hamster), 2049 nucleotides. The record is from RefSeq and is a predicted model, not a curated record. Lineage: Eukaryota; Metazoa; Chordata; Mammalia; Rodentia; Cricetidae.
CUACGCGGUCAUCCCGGGGUUGGGCAAUUGCUUUGAUUCUCCAGAUAAAUGUCCUGACCUUUAAGGGGCAGUGAGGGACACUCAGCCAACAAAUAAGAUAUCCAGUGCCUGCCUACUAUGCUCCAGGUCCGGACCCUAUUUGUCAGUGGUCUGCCCCUGGACAUCAAACCCCGGGAGCUCUACCUGCUCUUCAGACCAUUCAAGGGCUAUGAAGGUUCUCUUAUAAAGCUCACAUCUAAACAGCCUGUAGGUUUUGUCAGUUUCGACAGUCGCUCAGAAGCAGAGGCCGCAAAGAAUGCUUUGAACGGCAUACGCUUCGAUCCUGAAAUCCCGCAAACACUACGACUAGAGUUUGCUAAGGCAAACACGAAGAUGGCCAAGAACAAACUCGUAGGGACUCCAAACCCCAGUACUCCUUUGCCCAACACUGUACCUCAGUUCAUUGCCAGAGAGCCAUAUGCGCUGGCUCCCUCCCUCCGAGGCUACUUCUCAGGGUUGGAAGUCCAGACAGUUCUGCUGAAGGCUGUGUUUGAAAAUGCCUUGCCCAGUUUUGAUCCCUUCAAGACUUUGCCACAGCCUCUAUCACACAUCUGUUUCCUCAAAGAAAAAAACAUAUAUAAUAAAAUGUGUUUUACUCUUUUACACUGUAUAAUUUUAAGAAAUACGUGUUAUUUGUGAAUGCAUGGUCUGACACUGCUGUACAGUUUGGAGGCAUCCUUGAAUAGAACAAAGACAACAGUAAAGCCAAAACGGUUAGUAUUUUUCUAACAGACAUUUUAAGAAUGGAGGGAUGAAUUCUUACACUAGGUUAGCUCACUUCUGCGCUUCAGUUUUGAAUGCUUUUAAUGACAAAUAUCAUGUUUUUUCUCCUAAUAAGCUGCAUGUUUGAGGCAUGUCUCUGAAUAGCAUCAGAACUUACACAAUUGUGUUGUGAAUGUGUGGACUCCAUCUGCCAGAGUCAGGGCACAUUAGUAACAUGGUGUAGAAAUGAACUCUGCAAGACAAAGCCCCCAGGAGAUCUGCCAUCCUAGUGUAUGCACAACUGGGCAAAGACUACUACUUAGGUCAUGUCUCCUGAGCACAGUGUACCAUCUGAAAAUCAUGGUGGCUCUGGGCGCAACGAUACAAACUGUGCCAAGUGAGGUAUUGCCAUUUUAUACUUGUAUUCAUUAUGUUCUUACAUUUAUGAUAGCACCUCAAAGUGUAUGACCUAAUAUAUCACUCACCUUCCAUAAGUUGUUCUCAUGUCCCCAGUGGAACCACUAAGUGGAGGACUUUGGUUUGAACCUCUGAGGCCAACGUGGCCUCGGGAGAGGCAGGCUGCCCAACCAGCUUGCUUGGCAACAAAGGCAUCACAUCUUCAGCAAAAUCUGCACAGCACAGGCCUACAUGAGCUGGUGUUCUAAAGCCUGGCAGCCAUCCAUAAUGUUCUCCCGAAUACUGUGUGCUCGAGCAGUUUGAGCCUAUCCACAACAUUUUGCACUGGGUGGGACAAGUUACCAUGGCCGUCUACAAGGAAUGCUGUGUACCUUUGCUGGAAGACUUCUUAACCCAAAGUUAGACUUGUGUUGCAGACCAACAGGUUUCCAGAGGCUUUUCAGACAAGAGCCAUGUACUUGUCUGAGUACUCUAUUGCCCUCAGAGUUGCCUGCUGCUGAUAUAGCUAGACAUAGUUACAACCUUUGUAACUUUGUUACUGCUCUGCUUGUAUUGUCUUGAAAACAUGUUUUAAUGAUUAUAUCAUUGGUUGGGGGGAAUUAUUUUUCAUUAGAAUCAAUAAUGUCAAGUUUUUAUAGUUUACUAAAAAAAGAAAAAGAAACACCAAGGCCUGGAGUAAGGUCCUUUCACUAAAACUAGAGGAAAGGGUGCAGGCAGCACCUGGGGACUUAAGACAUCCACAUUAGUGUUUAGGACCACUCAUGCCCUCCUCUACUUGAUUUAAAAAGAGAGAGCCACUUCACCAUCAACUAUGCUUUUAUAAAUUGUGUAAAGGUACUUUUCUAUUGUCGUUUUUUUAAAAAAAAAUAAUAAAGUUUAUUCCAGCUAUUA